AUGUCGGCCUUCACAACUUUAUUAAAUGAAAUAUCUCGCCAAUUAACGAUCUACGUUGGACUGUUUGUGUUUAUAUUUGGUACAGUUGGUUCAUUAUUAAAUAUUUACAUAUUUUCAUCAAAAAAAUCGUUUCGAUCAAAUUCAUGUACAGUGUUUUUACUUUAUGCAUCUGUCUACGACUUACUAUAUUUAUUCAAUGCAGUAUUACCACGAAUAUUAACUGCUUUUAACAUUGCUCCAACAACGACAUCAAGGGUUUAUUGUAAAUUAAAAUUUUAUUUUACAUUACAAUUUUCAUUAGCAGCAAUUACAUUUGUUCUUUUAGCAGCAGUCAGUCGUUGGUUGUGUUCGUGUCGUAAUGCGAGAUAUCGAGAAUGGUCGAAAAUCAAAAACAUACGGUUAUCAAUUUUUAUUACAGUUAUUUCCUGUAUGGUAACACAGGCACCCGCUUUAAUUUAUUAUGAUAUUCUGAAUAACAAGUGUGGGUCAAUAUCAACAGCUUUUUCAUUUUAUGUGUCUUAUUUUUUAAGUUUCAUUCAAUUUGCAGUUUUACCGAUCAUUCUACCAGUUUACUUUGGUGUUAGGACAUACAAAAAUCUUCGUCAACGAACUGCUCCUGUUGUAAGAGCUAUCACCGUUCAACAUGGGAUUAGUAUUCGUCAACGUAUUGAAAAUCAAUUGACGACAAUGUUACUAUUACAAAUAUGUGCUGCAACUUUAUUCAGCGCACCAUAUGCGGCACAAUUAAUCUAUUCAAACAUUACAAUGUAUGUAGCAAAAGAUUUACUACGUAUGGCACAAGAAAAUUUAUUUGACACAAUUGUUCGUCUUCUACUCUACCUUAAUAAUGCUUGUAGAUUUUAUAUUUAUUUUAUAUCAUCACGUGAAAUUCGAAAAAUAUUUAUUCAUUAA
Didymodactylos carnosus is the source of this 912-nucleotide messenger RNA. The record is from the annotation of a GenBank genome assembly. Lineage: Eukaryota; Metazoa; Rotifera; Eurotatoria; Philodinida; Philodinidae.